AUGAACAGGAUUUUAUGCUGGAUGGCAGCCCUGUUGCUGCUGACAGAAAACGCGACUGCGAUACACCAUGAACAUCGGUCGGCGAUCACACUGAUGCGGCGGAACAAUCUGCCGAGUCUGAAAACCGUCACGACAACAACGUCGGCAUCACCUACGUCCUUAAAUGAUUCAAGUACCACUGCUUUGUCCGGCUCUGCUGUGUCCGGUUCCAAUACCACGACGAUGACGACUAGCGCUUCGUCGUCGUCAUCGUCAUCGUACAUUCCCACUUUUACACCGAUUAUUCCUUCAAACGACAAUAACAAGAAGCUGAUACGUGCACCGCAGCCUAAUGGGACGGUUUUCAUCGCUGUGGGCAGUUCGCUUGGGUUUCUGGCGCUCGCGUGCGGGCUUGCGUGGGCCGUGCUCGCAUGCAAGUCGUGGCGUAGCGCAUGCAAGGAACAACAAAUGCAAGCGCUUGAAUCCAAGCGCCAAACAGAUCCGUUCAUGUUCUAUACGAACGACUACGUCGAUUCCGAUUCCAACAGCUCGCGAGGCUCCGACGUGUCUGAACGCGCGCUCAAGACGCGACUCUCGGCAAGACCCAGUAUCUACUCUUUGGGUUCCACAUCCACACUAAAUCUGUUGCAGAAACACGCUGCCGUAGCAGGGUCUGCAACGGGACCUGCGACGGUGCCUACGCCGUCGCUGAACCCCAACCGGGCCUCGAUGUUCGUGUCUCCAACGGAACUGAUGCAAAAUCAUACACAUGCGCGCAGCGCGUUCACGCUGGGCGACUCCAGCGCCGGAUCGUCGGCCAUGAACACACCUACACUUCCGAUCAACGUCGUAGAUGCUGCCAACGCGCAGAAGGACCGCCAGCCCCAGCAAAGUUUCCGUCCUCCCAGCGUACAUCUCGAAAAGCUGUUCGACGACGAUGAGUGA
Molecule: messenger RNA, 924 nt
Organism: Lachancea mirantina
Lineage: Eukaryota; Fungi; Ascomycota; Saccharomycetes; Saccharomycetales; Saccharomycetaceae
Source: the annotation of a GenBank genome assembly